Molecule: messenger RNA, 408 nt
Organism: Letharia columbiana
Lineage: Eukaryota; Fungi; Ascomycota; Lecanoromycetes; Lecanorales; Parmeliaceae
Exons: 1
Coding region: 1-408 (135 amino acids)
Source: RefSeq, a predicted model, not a curated record
AUGCCAAUGCUGCCGACUGUAAUUGUGGAUGCGCACGUUGCGGCUGUUGCUCCCGGGGCGGUACUGACGAGUGCAUAUCUACCUUCAAGACUGGACAUUGCGUAUUCCAUGGUGCAGAACGGGCGGAUGGUAGAGUUCCCCGGGGAGAGCAAGGAACUGUUUCCUGUAGAGAUGGUGGCGCUGAUGGAGACAUUUCCGCCGGUAAUAAUAGUGCAUGAGAGCGAGGAUUCAGUGACGCCGGUUGCCGGGAGUGUGCGAUUUGUGGAAGCGCUGAAGAAGAAGUUUCCAGGGAGUGGAAUUAGGUUGGAUGUGAGACCUGAGGAUCAUGGGUUCGAUGGAGAUGCAACGAUGGUGGAGAAGUGGUUGAAGGAGGAUGUGGAUUUUAUCACUGGGUAUUGGCUGAAUUGA